This is a messenger RNA of Euleptes europaea (tarantolino), 1007 nucleotides long. It is a transcript of the gene PAQR5, whose product is annotated as progestin and adipoQ receptor family member 5. Gene Ontology annotation, molecular function: signaling receptor activity. The transcript has 7 exons. Gene Ontology annotation, cellular component: membrane. The record is from RefSeq and is a predicted model, not a curated record. Lineage: Eukaryota; Metazoa; Chordata; Lepidosauria; Squamata; Sphaerodactylidae. The coding region runs from base 6 to 1001 and encodes 331 amino acids.
UGACCAUGCUAAGCCUGAAGCUUCCCCGACUCCUCAGCAUUAAUCAAGUUCCCAAAGUUUUCCGCGAGCGGGACAUCCUGUUUGGGUAUCGUCACCCGUGGAGUUCUGCAAGGGACUGCAUCUUCAGUGUCUUCCAAAUGACAAAUGAAACUGUCAAUAUAUGGACACACUUGCUCCCUUCUGGGUACUUCCUAUGGAAGCUCUUCGUCUUGCUCUUUGCCUGGGAUGUCUGGAACGACCCCUUCGCCUGGCCCUUUCUCACCUACAUGCUCACGUGCUGCCUUUAUCCGCUGGCAUCCAGCUUCGCUCACACCUUCAGCACCAUGUCCUGCCAAGCGAGGCACAUCUGCUAUUUCUUUGAUUACGGCGCUCUCAGCUUAUACAGCCUAGGCUCUGCGAUCGCUUACUCCGCGUAUGUUUUCCCAGAAGAGUGGGUCGGCAGCACCUUCCACCAGUGCUACAUCUUCAUUGCUGUGCUUAACACUGUUUUGAGCACGAGUCUUUCCUGCUAUUCCAGGUUCACUGAAGCAGAGAGGCCUAAAUUCACCAAAGUGAUUCGCACUGUAGCCUUUGCAUAUCCCUACGUAUUUGACAGCCUGCCACUCUUCUACAGGCUCUACCUGUGUGCAGCAAGGGGCUGCUCAGAGAUUGUCAUCCCAUCCCACUAUAGGCAUGUGGCCUUUGCCUUCCUCACCUGCUUCAUUUAUGCUACGCACUUGCCAGAGCGGCUGGUCCCGGGACUCUUUGACUACAUUGGGCACAGCCACCAGCUUUUCCACAUCUGUGCAGUCAUGGGGACACACUUCCAAAUGGAAUCACUCCUUAUAGACAUGACAGACCGUCGUGACUGGCUACUGGCAUCCUCACCGAUUCCUUCCAUCUCUCAGACCGUCGGACCAGUGGUGGCUUCCCUCACCAUCAGUCUGCUUAUCAUUGCUGCUUUCUCAACAACGCUCUAUUCAGUGCCAAAGUUCUCCAGGAGAGAAAAACACAGGGACUAAUUUUUU